UAAAAACAUUCCGCAAUGGUGCACAACGUCAAUUUUAGCAUGUACCUUGGUCUGGCCAGUUCAUACCAGACAAUUCCAGUCGAAGUUAAACAAAAUGGCAAACAGAGAAGAUGCUCCAGCCUCAGUUUCUUACUGCCACGCCAGCGAGAUUUGUGCAACACGGAAGACAAACUUUUAGAAGUCAUUACUAAAGGAGCAGCAAUAGGAAUUAGUGAAUGCCAACAUCAGUUUCGAAGCCGCCGCUGGAAUUGUACAACUUUUAACACCACUAAUGUAUUUGGUGAAGUACUCAAUAUUAAGAGUAGAGAGACAGCUUAUCUAUAUGCUAUUUUUUCGGCUGGUAUUAUGUAUAGCGUGUCUCGAGGCUGCUCUAAAGGGCAACUGAAUCACUGUGGCUGUGGGCAGAAACUUAGAGUAGACGAAAAUCCAGAUGAUUUUGAAUGGGGUGGUUGCUCUGAUAACAUUUUAUUCGGAUCCAAAUUUUCAAGAGAUUUUGUGGAUACGGUAGAGCGGAGAGAAAUAGGUAUGGGAUUGAUGAACCUCUGGAAUAACGGAGCCGGACGAAAGGCGAUAAAGGCAAACAUCAAGAAAGUAUGUAAGUGUCAUGGAGUAUCUGGUUCUUGCUCAGUGAGAAUAUGUUGGCGCAGUAUGGAUAGCUUCCGUUCGACCGGUUCAUAUCUCUUCAAACGUUAUGACAGCGCAUCUCAAAUGAAAUUCAGCCGAAAAAAACGGAAAUUAAAACCGCUUCGCAGAUUGCUGAAGAAACCAUCCAAAAAAGACCUGGUCUAUCUGAAACAAUCACCAGAUUUUUGCUUGACAAACACAACUUACGGUUCUCUUGGUACCCGGAAUCGUCGUUGCAAACGAGAAAGUAACGGACUGGAUGGUUGUGUGCUCAUGUGUUGUGGACGCGGCUUCGUCACAAUUCCAAAAGUUGUAACGGAGGACUGCCAUUGCAAAUUUUAUUGGUGCUGCUUUGUACUUUGCAAAAAAUGUACUCAAAGACUCGAUAUGCAUUAUUGUAACUAAGACAUCGAUAAACAGAAAAGAGGAAAGUAAAACUAAUGACUAAAAAAAAAUCAUGACAGAAUCAAAAAAAUAUUGAAUAUUUUUAGUUGCUUUUCAAAUAUAUAGUACAAAAACACAAACAUGUAUACGGAUACAUGCCAAUAUUUGCAUAAGCACACCAUACGUGCAUGCUCAUACACAUGCUCUCACAUAUACAUAAACUUUCACUCCCGCUUCACACAACUUAUCUUUAAUAAUUCAGUGAAUAUCCAAUUAUCUAUCAAGGCAAUAUGUUUUAUAUUAACAUCUCUGGCACAAGAAACGGGACUGUUGAUAAACUAGAAAACAAAAUAUAUUUAUGUGAAAAUCAAAUAACUACAGUUUUCUUUAUUUACGUUUAGAAUAAAACAUACUUAGGGCUAUAAUAAACCGAGGAUUACCAAUAAUCAUCAGUAAGCUGUUCUAGUUUAGCAGCUAUGUUGUCUGUAAACACUUUGUCUUUUGACAGUAGAUUUAUCUAAACAUAAGAACACAUAAAUUUCCUCAGUUUAAGAGAGUAAAGUGAAUAAAAAUAGAAAAGUUGGUAAUGUAUCCAUGAUUAUUAUUAGAAUUAUUACUAGUGUAGUAUCCAUCAAAAUUGACUGAGUACAUUUUUGCUUAUUUUCA
Molecule: messenger RNA, 1674 nt
Organism: Octopus sinensis (East Asian common octopus)
Lineage: Eukaryota; Metazoa; Mollusca; Cephalopoda; Octopoda; Octopodidae
Product: protein Wnt-5b-like
Exons: 4
Coding region: 16-1029 (337 amino acids)
Biological process (GO): neuron differentiation; cell fate commitment; canonical Wnt signaling pathway
Cellular component (GO): extracellular region
Molecular function (GO): frizzled binding; cytokine activity
Source: RefSeq, a predicted model, not a curated record